AUGCUCCUUCUUCAAGCUCAUCCUCACAACACUCCUAACAUUCCUCCUCAUCAUCAUCCCAAACGAUGCACUAUCAGCAUCUGCGCUACCCAAAAGCCAGCAAAUGCUGUAUCUUUUGAACAUACUGUUGUUGCAACCCCAGCAACUCCAUCAGCCGUCGUGAGUAAUACCACCUUACAAUCACACAGCUUGAAAGCUAUCACUACACCUGCGCCAGAUGAGAUUCGUACUGCGGCGAUUAGUACAGCUCAUACAGCUGCUGUAUCCCAUCACCUUGGAGCCGCGCCAGCAAAAGCUUUACGAGGCGGGGAUACAACAAAGCACAGACUCCAUCACACGACCGCGUCGUAUCCUUCUACGGGUCAGGAUACCUGCCAGAAGAUACUCCAUGCUCUGGUCUCUCUACGUGGGAAGAAUCUGACUAUGAUUGCUACCAGCACUCAUAAACAUGAUAGUGGCGGUAGUGCUGGAGAGAAGAAGGUUGCUAAAGGUGGUGGCAAGAGUUGUACUCAUUACCUUGGUGAUGGUGUGUUGGAUGUGAAGGUUGCUGGACAUCAAGGUCUAUAG
Messenger RNA from Synchytrium microbalum, 567 nucleotides. RefSeq lists its product as uncharacterized. The record is from RefSeq and is a predicted model, not a curated record. The coding region runs from base 1 to 567 and encodes 188 amino acids. The transcript has 3 exons. Lineage: Eukaryota; Fungi; Chytridiomycota; Chytridiomycetes; Synchytriales; Synchytriaceae.